Molecule: messenger RNA, 2550 nt
Organism: Alligator mississippiensis (American alligator)
Lineage: Eukaryota; Metazoa; Chordata; Crocodylia; Alligatoridae
Gene: USP21
Product: ubiquitin specific peptidase 21
Exons: 14
Coding region: 298-2172 (624 amino acids)
Biological process (GO): protein deubiquitination
Cellular component (GO): cytoplasm
Molecular function (GO): cysteine-type deubiquitinase activity
Source: RefSeq, a predicted model, not a curated record
CGGUGCGUCACAGGAGCAGGGCGGUGCGGGAGGGUGGCGCUCGGCAAGGCAAGCUUGUGGGCGGGCGGCGCAUGCGCCCCCCGCCGGGUGAAGCCCCGGCCGCCGGGCAGCGGCGGGGAGAGACAAAGAUGGCGGCUCCUGCGGCAAGAGUUGUUGUUGCCAUGGCGUCCUGCCGGAGGGCCCCCGCCAGUGGGAAUCUCCAGCUGGGCAGCCGCCUCCACGGGGCAUGAGCCAGGUGCCGGCGGGGAAGAGACGCUCGCAGCUCAUGAGAGGGUUCUCCUCUCCGUGGUCUCCGCGAUGCCCCAAGCCUCCGAACACCGGAUCGGCCGCGGCAGGGAGCAACCCGUUGUUACAGCCCAGCCUAAGGCUACCACCAAGCUUCCCACUGGACACCGGGCCCUGAGCCAGGAGCGCCACAGUUCUGUCCUGGCAGCCCCGUCUGUCACCAAUGGGCUCUCUCCUGUUCCCAAACUUCGCCUCUUGCCUUCCCGGCCCAACCCACUAGAUGAUCGGGGAAAGAAGCUGGAGCUUGACAGGGGUCGGGCCUCAAAGCGUGGUGACGCUCUGCGUGGCUCAGCAUCUAGGCGAGGGCCACUGAAGGCAGAUCAUGGAGUCAAGGUGCCCAGCUCUCCACAGCCUGGCACCAUGUCGGGCAGUGCCUCUUUCUCCUUGCCAUCAGGGGCAUCACUGGCAGGGCGGGACUCUGAGCGCAGGAGAAGCAACCUCCUGCGCUCCAAAUCCAUUAGCAUUGGGGACCUGAGCCAGGCAGGGGGGCGUGGGGAGGAGGUGAGCACCAUGCUGAGCCGGCUGGAGCUGAGAGACCACAGCCCAUCCUGCAGCCACAAGCUGGGACUUGGGGUUGUGGCCCUGAAGAGGAGCUCCUCACUCAGGAGGGUCAACGUGUCCCCAGGACUGGAUGGGAGGCCCAUGGCCACGCUGCUCUCAGUCCGUCCAGAAGGCUGCCUGAGGACUCACACCACUGACCCCCAGACCUCGGAAUAUGCUCGUCCCCAGGACCACUCCAUGUCUGGGAGCCCGCUCCAGGGCAAAGCCCCAACUGCAGGCAGGCCUGAGGAAAAGGUGUUUGCUACUCAUCACACACUCCUCUUGGGCUCUGGGCACAUCGGACUCCGAAAUCUGGGCAACACAUGCUUCAUGAAUGCUGUGCUCCAGUGCCUGAGCAGCACCAAGCCCCUGCGUGACUACUGCCUGCGCAAGGAGUUCCACCAGGAACAGCCCAGUGCUUCGCGGGCCCAGCAGGAGCUCACCGAAGCAUUUGCAGAUGUCAUCACUGCCCUGUGGCAUCCUGACUCCACUGAGGCUGUGAACCCUGGGCGCUUCAAAGCCAUCUUCCAGAAAUACGUCCCAUCCUUCACAGGCUAUAGCCAGCAGGACGCUCAGGAGUUCCUGAAGUUUUUCAUGGACCGGCUGCAUGUGGAGAUCAAUAGGAAGGGGCGCAGGACCCCCAGCAUCCUCGCAGAUGCCAAACGGACCUCGGUGCUGGAGGACUUGGAUGCCCUGAGCGAUGACGAACGAGCCAACCAGAUGUGGAAGCGCUACCUGGAGAAAGAAGACAGUAAGAUUGUGGACCUCUUUGUUGGCCAGUUGAAAAGCUGCCUCAAGUGCCAGGCCUGUGGCUACCGCUCCACCACCUUUGAAGUCUUCUGUGACCUCUCCCUGCCCAUCCCAAAGAAAGGCUUUGCUGGUGGGAAGGUCUCUCUCCAUGACUGUUUCAGCCUCUUCACCAAGGAGGAGGAGCUGGAUUCAGAGAAUGCGCCGGUCUGCGACAAGUGCCGGCAGAGGACAAGAAGCACAAAGAAGCUCACCAUCCAGCGCUUUCCCCGCAUCCUGGUGUUGCACCUGAAUAGGUUCUCUACUACCCGCUAUUCCAUAAAGAAGUGCUCGGUCUUUGUGGAGUUCCCUCUCCAGCAGCUCAACCUGAAGGAGUUUGCUAGUGAGAAGGCAGGGAGCCCUGUAUACAGCCUGUAUGCGCUGUGCAAUCACUCGGGCAGCGUGCACUAUGGGCACUACACCGCCUUCUGCAGGGACCAGUCUGGCUGGCGGGUGUACAAUGAUUCCCGGGUGACCCCAAUCAGUGAGAACCAGGUACAGUCCAGCGAGGGCUACGUGCUCUUCUAUGAGCUGGACGACCCACACUGGAAGAAACAAUGAAGUGUUGGACCCAAAUCCUCUUACCUCAGAUCCUGGAGUGGGCUCAGCACAGGGUCCCCAUCCUUCCCCCUCCUCAGCUUCAUCCACCUCCACCUAGGGCCACCGUCCCAGAGGCUGUGCAGGAGGGGAGGGGGUCCUCAAGUGGCUGUGGAGGUGCCUACAUGCGCCCAGUGGGCCGUGGAGGUGGGGGCAUGCCCAUGUGCUGGACACGGGGAGAGGGCUCCGCACCCUGGCUGGAGGGGUGAGCUGGUGGUGCCCCCAGCAGAGUGGGACUGUGCUGCUGUUUUAAUGAGUGGCUUUGUACAUACGGUGCGUGUGUAAAUAGCCCCUGGGCCGCCAGGCUGCUGCCUUUUGUAAAUAAAUUUACUAAGAAAAUAA